Messenger RNA from Sciurus carolinensis (gray squirrel), 4237 nucleotides. It is a transcript of the gene Neurl1, whose product is annotated as neuralized E3 ubiquitin protein ligase 1. Lineage: Eukaryota; Metazoa; Chordata; Mammalia; Rodentia; Sciuridae. The coding region runs from base 525 to 2255 and encodes 576 amino acids. The transcript has 6 exons. Gene Ontology annotation, biological process: nervous system development; negative regulation of Notch signaling pathway. Gene Ontology annotation, cellular component: postsynaptic density; plasma membrane. Gene Ontology annotation, molecular function: ubiquitin protein ligase activity. The record is from RefSeq and is a predicted model, not a curated record.
AUGCAGACCCGCCGGCGGGAGGGCACCACGCAAAUCGCCGCAGCGGCCGUCCCCGCGGGCGGGGACCGAGCCUGCAGCUAGAAAGCCGAGCCACCGGGCAGGCCGAACCGCUGAGCGCCCGCGCGCGGAGCCCUGACUCUAUGGCCCGGGGGUUGUGCGCCGAAGCCGCCGCGCCGCCCACCACCAGCCCGAACUCGAGCGCCAGCGGGAGAAAGAGCGCAGUGCCGGGAGCCGCUGGGCCUGACCCAGGGGCCCACCCGCGGCCCCCGUCCCUGCGGCGGGGAAUGGGAGACAGGUAGCCCGCUCGCGCGAGGACACCCGCGGCGGGCAGGACCUACCGAGGACCGCAAAACCCAGAGAGAGGGAGGAGAGGAGCGGCCCGCCCGUCCCUGGCCGCAGCCCCACCAGGGCCCUCCCCCGGCGGCGCGCACUCACGCGCGCACACACUUGCACACAUUUUACCUCCGCUCCUGCCCAGCCUCUCCUGCGCCCAGAGAGAGUAGCACCUCCUGGGACCCGAUGCCAUGGGUAACAACUUCUCCAGUAUUCCCUCUCUGCCCCGAGGAAACCCGAGCCGGGCGCCGCGGGGCCACCCCCAGAACCUCAAAGAUUCCAUCGGGAGCCCCUUCCCCGUCACUUCUCACAGAUGCCACCACAAGCAGAAGCACUGCCCACCAGUGCUACCCGGCGGGGGGCUCCCAGCCACGCCGCUGCUCUUCCACCCACACACCAAGGGCUCCCAGAUCCUCAUGGACCUCAGCCACAAGGCCGUCAAGAGGCAGGCCAGCUUCUGCAACGCCAUCACCUUCAGCAACCGCCCCGUGCUCAUCUAUGAGCAAGUCAGGCUAAAGAUCACCAGGAAGCAGUGCUGCUGGAGCGGGGCCCUGCGGCUGGGCUUCACCAGCAAGGACCCUUCCCGCAUCCACCCCGACUCGCUCCCCAAGUACGCCUGCCCCGACCUGGUGUCCCAGAGUGGCUUCUGGGCCAAGGCACUGCCUGAGGAAUUUGCCAACGAGGGCAACAUCAUUGCCUUCUGGGUGGACAAGAAGGGCCGCGUCUUCUACCGCAUCAACGACUCGGCAGCCAUGCUCUUCUUCAAUGGGGUCCGCACGGCCGACCCACUCUGGGCCCUGGUGGAUGUCUACGGCCUCACGCGGGGCGUCCAGCUGCUCGACAGCGAGCUGGUGCUGCCCGACUGCCUGCGGCCGCGCUCCUUCACCUCCCUGCGGCGGCCGUCACUGCGGCGCGAGACCGACGAGGCGCGCCUCUCGGUGAGCCUGUGCGACCUCAACGUGCCAGGCGGCGACGGCGACGGCGACGAUGGCAUGCCGGCGGCUGGUUGCCCGAUCCCGCAGAACUCGCUCAACUCGCAGCACAGCCGAGCGCUGCCCAUGCAACUCGACGGCGACCUGCGCCUCCACCCGCUGCGCUCGGGCGCUCACGUCCGCAUCCUGGACGAGCAGACGGUGGCGCGCCUGGAGCACGGGCGCGACGAGCGCGCGCUUGUUUUCACCAGCCGGCCCGUGCGCGUGGCCGAGACCAUCUUCAUCAAGGUCACGCGCUCGGGCGGCGCGCGACCCGGCGCGCUCUCUGUCGGUGUCACCACGUGCGACCCUGGCACACUUCGGCCCGCCGACUUGCCCUUCAGCCCCGAGGCCCUGGUGGACCGCAAGGAAUUCUGGGCCGUGUGUCGCGUGCCAGGGCCCCUGCACAGCGGCGACAUCCUGGGCCUGGUGGUGAAUGCUGAUGGCGAGCUGCACCUCAGCCACAACGGCAUGGCCGCUGGCAUGCAGCUGUGCGUGGACGCCUCGCAGCCACUCUGGAUGCUCUUCGGCCUGCACGGGGCCAUCACGCAGGUCCGCAUCCUCGGCUCCACCAUCCUGGCGGAGCGGGGCAUCCCGUCACCCCCCUGCUCCCCGGCCUCCACACCAACCUCACCCAGCGCCCUGCGCAACCGCCUCUCUGACCCCCUGCUCAGCACGUGCAGCUCUGGACCUCCGGGCAGCUCUGCUGGUGGGACAGCCCCCAACUCACCGGUGAGCCUGCCCGAGUCUCCAGUGACCCCGGGCAUGAGCCAUUGGAGUGACGAGUGCACCAUUUGCUAUGAGCAUGCGGUGGACACGGUCAUCUACACGUGCGGUCACAUGUGCCUCUGCUACGCCUGCGGCCUGCGCCUCAAGAAGGCCCUGCACGCCUGCUGCCCCAUCUGCCGCCGCCCCAUCAAGGACAUCAUCAAGACCUACCGCAGCGCCUAGCCCCGCGGCCGCCUUGGAGACCUCAGCCGGCCGCUGCCGAGGGCCGGCCGAGCCAGCGGGGCCCCUUCCCUUCCUCAUUUUGGAAAUUCUCUUCCUCCAUUAAACACAGGACCCCGAGGCUCCUGAAGGUUUGGGCACGCAGGAAGGCGGGGGCAGACGCGCAUCCCUGGGCGGAGAGGGGAGAAGGUCACACUCUCCGUCUUUCCCUUCUUUGCAUCAGUUCUUCCCUGCCUGGUGAGGGGCUGAACGGGUCAGCCUGUCCUACACCUUCCCUGUCUGGGGCAGGUUCUAGGAGGUCCCUGUAGCCCCCUGUGGCACCUUGGUGAGAAUUCAAAAGCGUGGACCUUCUUAUGGACACAUGCUGCCCUGAGCCAGGGCAUGUGGCUUGGUCCGUGGAGUAGGGACUGCAUUCUAGCCUCCAUUUGCUCCUUAGCCAAUGACUCUUGAGCAGUGCACAACCUGCUCAACAGCAGCCCAGGGUGGGCGGCUCCUGAAUUGCCAUCUCACUCUGACCUGGACCCACCUUCUCUUUUUCCCUCUUCCCUGCCUAUUGGGCCUGGCAGCUGGGGACAAGAAGGCCAGUGAACUUCUCUUACCCUGGGCUGUGGAGGGCUCCAGGUUCGGGAUUCCUGGCCCCUGCUGGGUCAUAGUUCUUUGCUAUCGCCCAGGAUUGCCCUUUGGUAUGGGGUGGGGGCAGGUGGUCUGUGGUGAAGAUCUCUAAGCACAGGCCUGGAGCUCCCCACCCCUGACCCCAGCCUGUCCUUCUGCAUCUCAGUGCUGGCCUGGGCCCAGGCUGAUCUCAGAGGCUGUACUGUGCCAAGGAGGGGCCCUGGCCCCUGGUGAGGGGGGGGGUUCCCUGGGCUAUGACCAGCCUUUUCCCUUAUUUUAAUUUAUUUAUUUAUUUGGUUGGUGGGUUUUAUUGGUUUGUGGGUGAAUUCCCAUCUCCUGGGCCCCUAGAAUUGCUGGCCUGUGUGUGGGUGCCUGGUGAGGGGGAAGCAGCAGUGAUCAUCACUCAGCUCUUCCCCAGACCCCACCCCGGAAGCUCCCAGCCAGCCUGAGUUGGAACUCCAUCAAAAAGGGCCAAAUUGGGCCUCCUCCUGGCAAAUUGUGUCCAUUUCCUAGAGAGGCAAACUGAGCCUCCGUAGUGCCCUGGGGUUGGUAGAUCACCCAGCAUCAUGAAAUGCCCCCCCUCCCUGGGCAGGAGCUGGCUUAUUAGGAACCUCAAGUGGCCCAGGAGUCCCCUCUCAUAAGGACAUGGUAUGUUCUAGGAGGGCUCAGGCAGGAAGCCCAGCAUGGGCCAGUGAAGGACUUGGGGACCUGCUUUUGGGAAAGGCUCUCCACCCUGGAGCAAGGCCUGGCUCCUGCCCUACCUACUCUUAGGUUAUGGUCACCUCAGUCCUGCCCACCUGUUCUGGACUGGGUCAGUGCAGUCUUGGCCUGGGACCCCCGUUUCCCAGCCUCCUGCCAUCAGGAGGCUCUUGUGUACCCUCAGAGACAGCUUCUCCCUUGACCAGCAGAGCCCGGGGUUCUAGCCCUGGCCACUGACCAUGUGUGGCCCUGGCCAGAUGGCUGCCCUCUGAACCUCAGCUUCCUGUGUGAGGUGGCUGUUUAGGGUGGGCAGACUUUCUGUGUGGCUCUUAGGGAGUUGCCAAGAGGUGGUAUAAGUGAAGCAUGGACAGGACUCCAGGCCAGACAGGCACCUGUGCUGGCCCGGCAGGGCCUGGGGGAAGUCCUGGGCCACUCUGGGUCAUGCUUCCCCAGACCCUGCCUCCUAGACCUGCCCUGGGAGUGGGCUGGGGCCAGCAAGUAGCCCCAUCAAUUAGGCAGGCAUCGGUCCCAGAGGUGAAGAAAGGUUUAAGUGCAGGGCUGCCCAGCGGGAGGCUGGGGAGAAGCCAUCACCCAUUGUUAGGCGGGGUGGCCGCUGCCUCACGCCUUUGUGAUUUGGGGUCACUGUGAUUGUCAAUAAAGGUGAUUUCAUACCA